CAGAGGAAUAAUGGCGAUGUGCACAAUGUUGCGAUGUGCUUCUGUUGGUUUGAUUUCCUCACUGCCUCGAAUUUCACACAAAAACGCUCUGAUUCCAGCUAGACUGUUGGCGAAGACAUGCUGUAACAGAACUCUGAGCACAACCACUCGAUUAUGCGCAGAACUGAAGUUCACAGACAAACACGAAUGGGUUCGUGUGGACAGUGGCGUGGCAACCGUGGGCAUUAGUAAUUUUGCUCAGGAGGCACUGGGGGACGUAGUGUACUGUGGGCUUCCUGAAGUUGGCACAAAGUUAUCACAAUCAGAUGAAUUUGGUGCUCUCGAGAGUGUUAAAGCAGCAAGUGAGUUGUACUCUCCUCUGACGGGGGAGGUGAUACAGGUUAACCACGACCUGGCAGACAACCCUGGAUUGGUAAACAAGUCCUGCUAUAAAGAUGGCUGGCUGAUGAAGAUGACUGUAUCUGUUCCUGUGGAAUUGGAUGGAUUAAUGGAUGAAGCUGCUUAUGAGAGAUACAUCAAAUCUAUAGCAGACUAGUGCGUGCUGCUGGCUUGUCUGAACUGGGGGAGAAUUUAUAAAGCAUUAAGGAAUGUGUAUUUCUUCAUCAAAUACAUUUGUUUGUAGUUGAUUUAGUUUAGAUAUACUUAUCUGAAAUAAAUAUACACAUGAACCCACACUCCGUGAAUUGGGACCACAAGGACAUUGUAAUGCACUUGGCUUGGAAAGCCACAAGCAAAUGUGGUUGGAUUGAGUGAGUUAUUUUCUUAAUCAUUUAUUAUGUUUUCCAUCCUCAGAGAUCUGAAUAUCAGACAUCUUAUGAAAGAGUUUCAUCUCCUUUACAGAUGUUACACUGUUUCUAUGAAAGCUUGUCAGUGCUUGGAUUAAGCUAGAAAUAAAAUAAGUGGAAAUUUAAUGACUGACUGAGACUGGUAAAGCUAUUAACAUGAAUUAACAUCAUUAAACAAAUAUUAAAAUCUCU
This is a messenger RNA of Myxocyprinus asiaticus (Chinese sucker), 977 nucleotides long. Its product is annotated as glycine cleavage system H protein, mitochondrial-like. Gene Ontology annotation, biological process: glycine decarboxylation via glycine cleavage system; protein lipoylation. NCBI's taxonomy places the organism in Eukaryota, Metazoa, Chordata, Actinopteri, Cypriniformes, Catostomidae. The transcript has 5 exons. The record is from RefSeq and is a predicted model, not a curated record. Bases 11 to 535 code for a protein of 174 amino acids. Gene Ontology annotation, cellular component: mitochondrion; cytoplasm; glycine cleavage complex.